Paramecium pentaurelia is the source of this 480-nucleotide messenger RNA. The record is from the annotation of a GenBank genome assembly. Lineage: Eukaryota; Ciliophora; Oligohymenophorea; Peniculida; Parameciidae.
AUGUUUAAAAUUCUUCGGAUUAGGAAGAAAUAGAAAGAAUAAUAUAAACUUCUCUUUUUAGAUGAAACAACAUUCACUCAUCAUACAUUAAAUCCAAAAUGCUGGUAGAUAAUGGAAGAAAAAAAAUAUAGAAAAUUUACUUAAUUGAAGAAGUCUUUACAUGUUCUUGGUUUUAUUGGAUAAAAGGGAUUUGGAUGUUUUCAAAUUUGUGUUGGAAAUGUAAAUUAAUAUGUAUUUGCUUACUAUUAUUUAAAGCUAAUUGAAGAAGCCAUUAAGUUCUAUUAGAAUCAAUAAUUAUUAAUAAUUAUGGACAACUGUCCUAUUCAUCAUAGCAAUUAUAGAAAAAGUAAAAUUUUUAGUCAAUUUAAUGUUCUGUUUUUGCCAUCAUAUUCACCAUAAUUAAAUCCUAUGGAGGGGAGUUUGGAAUAUCUUAAAAUAAACAAUAUAUAAAUAUUAGCCAGAAAGUUAACACAACAAUGA